UCGAUCAGAUCAAGAUGCUCGAUCGAUGUCCUGGCAGGUACUGCGUUGCACGAACACGCCACGAUGAGCCUGACAGCGUGCACCGUCUUGUCAUUCCUCUUCCUCUUGCUGCCGUCGUGCGCGUCCCAGGACAAGCUCGUCGUCGGCAAGCCGCUCUCCCCCGGCGAUGUCAUCGUUUCGAGUGACGGCACCUUCGCGCUGGGCUUCUUCAACUCCUCCAGCUCCACACCGGCGAAGCUGUACCUCGGCAUAUGGUACUACGGCAUCCCCAAGCUCACCGUCGUGUGGAUCGCCAACAGGGACACCCCUAUAAUAAGCGCCACCGGCCGCUCUUCCUCCUCUGCCCCGACGCUUGCACUGACCAACACCUCCAACCUCGUCUUGUCCGAUGCCGACGGCGGUGGCGUUUGGUCGACCAACGUCAACGCUGGCGCCGUCGCCGUCGGCUCAUCGCAGCAGCCGGGCGCGGCUGGUACAGCAGCCACGCUCACGAACACCGGGAACCUCGAGAUCCGGUCACCGAACGGCACCAUGUUGUGCCAGAGUUUUGAUCACCCGACCGACACGUUCCUCCCCGGUAUGAAGGUCCGAGCGAGCCGCGGCGACCGCUUCGUUUCAUGGAAGACUCUCUGGCGCAGCGGCGCGUGGACGGGCUACAGGGUCGCCACCGAGUACGUGGCGAGCAUCAGCACCGUCGUCUCCUUCGCCGUCGUGGACGACGCCUACAUGUCCUUCUCCGUCUCGCUCGGCGCCCCGCGCAUGAGGUACGUGAUGAGCUACUCCGGCGAGCUGGUGCUCCGGAGCUGGAACAGGACCACCCUGGAGUGGGACGACAUCGACGUGUGGCCGCCGUACGACUGCAGCCGCUACGGGUACUGCGGCCCGUUCGGCUACUGCGACAACACCGGCGCAGCCGCCCCGGCGUGCAGGUGCCUCGACGGCUUCGAGCCGACGAGCGCCGAGGAGUGGGGCAACGGCAGGUUCUCGCAGGGCUGCCGGCGAAAGGAAGCGCUGCGAUGCGGUGACGGGGACGGGGACGGUUUCUUGGCGCUGCCGGCGAUGAAAGCGCCGGACAGGUUCGUGGUCGUUGGGAACAGGAGCUUGGACGAGUGCGCGGCCGAGUGCAGCCGCAACUGCUCCUGCGUGGCGUAUGCGUACGCGAAGCGGAGCAGCAGCGCCAACGGGGACCUCACUAGGUGUCUGGUGUGGGUAGGGGAGCUUGUCGACACGGAGAAGAAGAACAGUAACGUCGUUGGAACCGAAAUUCUGUAUCUCCGGCUUGCUGGCCUGGAAAAGAAAGGUAGAAGGAUGGGGAAAACAACGAGGAAUAUAUUACUGGUUUUAGCAAGCGUUCUGCUGACGUGCAUACUCCUGAUAUGGAUUUUCAAGUGCAAAGUAGGUAAUAAACAGAAACUGGGAAAGCACAAGAUGUUAGUCCUGGGAGAUUUGAGUGCUCCUGAAGGCUUUGUACAAGGAAGUACUGAAGGCUACAAAUUUCCAGUGGUAAGCUUCAGAGAUAUCAUAGCCGCGACAGAUAACUUCCAUGAAUCAUAUAUGAUAGGGCAAGGUGGUUUUGGAAAAGUUUACAAGGCAAAGUUAGAUGGGCAAGAAGUGGCCAUCAAAAGGCUCAGCAGGGAUUCUGAGCAAGGAAUAGCGGAAUUCAGAAAUGAAGUGGUUCUAAUUGCAAAAGUACAACACAGAAAUUUGGUCAAAUUUCUUGCUUGCUGCAUCGAGGGAGAUGAGAAGCUGUUGAUUUUUGAGUACAUGCCUAAUAAAAGCUUAGAUGCUCUACUUUUCAGCACUACAAGAAAAACACAACUAGAUUGGCCAACCCGGUUUAAAAUAAUAAAAGGAGUUGCUAAAGGGCUUCUAUAUCUCCAUCAAGAUUCAAGACUGAAGAUAAUUCACAGAGAUCUCAAAGCGAGUAACGUUUUGCUGGAUGAAGAGAUGAGACCUAAGAUAACAGACUUUGGCAUAGCAAGGAUGUUCAGUGACAACCAACAGAACGCAAAUACAAAGCGAGUCGCUGGAACAUAG
Molecule: messenger RNA, 2037 nt
Organism: Sorghum bicolor (sorghum)
Lineage: Eukaryota; Viridiplantae; Streptophyta; Magnoliopsida; Poales; Poaceae
Product: G-type lectin S-receptor-like serine/threonine-protein kinase RKS1
Exons: 5
Coding region: 64-2037 (657 amino acids)
Biological process (GO): protein phosphorylation; recognition of pollen
Molecular function (GO): ATP binding; protein kinase activity
Source: RefSeq, a predicted model, not a curated record